This is a messenger RNA of Adineta ricciae, 537 nucleotides long. The record is from the annotation of a GenBank genome assembly. Lineage: Eukaryota; Metazoa; Rotifera; Eurotatoria; Adinetida; Adinetidae.
AUGCAUUCAUUGUCAUUAAUCAUUUUUGCUGUGGUUUUAAUCAUUGCAUUACAAACCUUACCUGCAUCCGGUAAAGCUGUAAAAUCAACAGCGGCGACAACCACAGUGGGAACGACAACGACGAAACUCGUUGUAGCUAAAGUUCCUGAAAAAGCAGGAGGUAAACCAGUUACCAAAGUUGUCAAGAAAAAGAAGAAAUCAAACAAGAAAGCUAAAAAACCAAAGCAAAGUCCAUGGAAAGUGCCGGAUGCUGAUCAAAAGAAGUUAUUUAACGAUUACAAAGCCAUUCUACGCACAAAACUAACUGCUCGUGUUCAAAACAUUUCUGCAACAUAUCAGCUCGAACCAGCUAAAUAUGGUUUGCAAACAAUUGAAAAGACAGUUCUACAUCAUUUCUUAAUAAAAUUACCCGAUUCGAAAUACGCUCACGCUGUCAUUUGGUCAGAAAAGGACGCAAAGAAGCCGCUUGCAGUAAAUGAAAGUCAUGCAUCGAUUAAACGUACAAUUUAUGAUAAUCUUCAAGCAGCUGAAGCCUAA